Messenger RNA from Schizosaccharomyces japonicus yFS275, 1962 nucleotides. Its product is annotated as tRNA specific adenosine deaminase. The transcript has 4 exons. Bases 284 to 1450 code for a protein of 388 amino acids. Gene Ontology annotation, molecular function: adenosine deaminase activity; RNA binding; tRNA-specific adenosine deaminase activity. The record is from RefSeq and is a predicted model, not a curated record. Gene Ontology annotation, biological process: tRNA wobble adenosine to inosine editing; RNA processing. NCBI's taxonomy places the organism in Eukaryota, Fungi, Ascomycota, Schizosaccharomycetes, Schizosaccharomycetales, Schizosaccharomycetaceae.
AUCUUGUUGCAAAUCGCCGGUGGUGCUGGAACCACCGGAGGACGUAGUAUGGCCAAAGACCGUUGACAUAAUUCAAGUCGUCAAGUGUGAUGGGUGAACGGUAAGAGCGAAUUUGUGUGCCUAGGAAGCUUAAGCGGAUUAAGCGAAUGUAUAACCGAAAUAUCUCGGUUAGAGAGUCAGUACUGAAACUGACUCAUCUUAACAAAAAGCGCAGCCUGCUGUUGUAGCAGUCUCCUCCUAUUUAUCACUAGACAUUUUCGUUUAGAAAACGCGUCUAGUUGUAAUGAAAAUGGUCUCUCCUUUUACUGACGAAAACCAAUUUGGCAAUUCAGUAGCACAAUCCGUCUUAGACGCGUUUCGUCGCCUGCCAUCACACGGAAAACCAAUUGUUCGAGCAAACGGGCUAAAGGAAUGGACCACUUUGGCUGGAAUUGUUGCUCACAAUGUUGAAGAAAACACGUUUGAGUGCAUCAGUCUCGCCACUGGUGUAAAAUGCAAUGCUGUAAGCAAAAUCGAUCAGGCAAAAUUAGGUUGCGUUCUUCACGAUUGCCAUGCAGAAAUCCUAGCUCUACGAGGAUUCAAUCGUGUAUUACUCGAAAACAUAAAAAACAUUAAGGAAGGAAAACCUUCAAACAUCCUCAUUAAAAAGGAAAAAGAAGACAAGUUUAAGUGCCCAAAAAAGAUGACGUUUCACCUCUAUGUUUCUGAGUGUCCAUGUGGAGAUGCAAGCAUGGAAUUGCUUAUUAAAAAAAGUAAAGAUAAAGAACCAUGGCGGUUAAGGAACGAAACACCCAACCAACCAUUAAGAGGUCGCGCGGAUUUCUCCCAGUUGGGCAUUGUAAGAACAAAACCCGGUCGCGCGGAUUCGCCGUGCAGUUGGAGUAAAAGUUGUUCCGAUAAACUAAGUGCUCGAGAAUACUUAUCGCUUUGUAAUGCACAGACCAGUUUAUUAGUCCAACCUAUAUACUUGAGCACCUUGGUACUACCAACAGAAGUGGUUGAAGAGUCUGCCAUAAAAAGAGCUUUCGGUGCAACAGGGCGUUUGGCACCGCUUGCGGAGGUAUGCAUUCCUCCUUACAAAUUUACACCGUUUCAAGUUCUGCAGUGUGAUGUGCCUUUUGAAUAUGCAAACACAAGCAACAGUAGUGAGAAGAAAGUGACCAGCACAAACGUUCAACUGUGGAUGGGCAACGUUGUCCAGCAACGUGAAGUUAUUCACAACGGUAUACGCUCUGGCGUGAAAGCAACAAACUUUGAGAAGGCUAUGUCAUUAGUCUGUCGACGACAACUCAUGCAUUUGUUAAAAGCAAUUCAACCAGCAUUAACGAACGACGCAAACUAUGCGAAUUGGAAAGAGGAAAACAAAGAAAGAAGGGAGGCAAAGCGUUUGCUUAUGUCCGUUAUGAAAGGAUGGAUGCCUAACGAGGGAUCUGAUUUUGUAUGGGACUGACUUUUAGAGCAUGCGUGUUCCUCAGGAUUGCACCAAGUCUGAACAACGCCACUUGUUCGUCGUAGUCCACAAAGGGUAUAAUGCGCAGCAGCAAGGAAUAUGGGAGGUUUAUUCGCGAAGAUGGUAAAUGAUCACCGCAUCAUACCUAACUGUGUCAAGCAAUGUGCAGCGGCACUAAGUGAGCUAGAGGGUUUUUCCUUGUCAGCGUUUCUGGUUUCGCGACUGUUGGCCGAAUUUGGCGCUCGUUCCUCGAUCACACUCUUGGAUUUCUUCAACGGUGUGGAGAAACUAUAGCACUUCGUGGGUGUUCCUUGUGUAGAACAACAAUCAGCCUUUGAACUUGUUCGUUUUUGUCCAACCAUCGACAAAGACAUUGACUUUCGUAGUCUUCGAGUAGACGGUGAAGCGGAUUGCAUUAACGCGGCCGAAGAACGAAUACCAUAUCGUCUCGAUUGAGACCGGUAAGCAGAUGCGGGAGAACUGUCGGUAGGGAGCAUUCGGUUUUGUAGGCU